Marchantia polymorpha subsp. ruderalis is the source of this 2498-nucleotide messenger RNA. NCBI's taxonomy places the organism in Eukaryota, Viridiplantae, Streptophyta, Marchantiopsida, Marchantiales, Marchantiaceae. The record is from the annotation of a GenBank genome assembly.
GUGAAGCGCCCUUGCAGCCAUCGCAAACACGCGGCGACAGGCUCCUCACCUUUGAAUCUCCAACGCCUCUCCAGUCUGAGAUGUCUGAAACAUUGAUUUCACUCCAGCUCGGAAGAUCCAGUGCCCGUGCGCGAAAUUGAGCACAUUUGUCUCCAAUUCGUCGAUCCAAACUUCGUUCCGAGGUGGUCGGAUUUAGGCAGAGAUUUGUCAUCGGAGUAUGAAUGGCUGAUUCGAAUUGAUGUGGCUGCCUACGUCGGAGGUCCUGCUGGAUUUGUAACAGUAAUGCUGCACGACUGCUGAUUUGGGACUGAAGCUUUGUUGCGGUUGCAAGAGGGGAGGUCCCCUUUUCGCCUUCCGGGCAGAGCUAUAGUAAGAAAGCUUUCAAUUUCGGGAAUUUAUUUCUCCUGCUGCUGCUUCUUUUUGGCAUCUCUCUGGUGCUUAUAAGCGUCCGAGGGAUAAACGAAGAUCGUGUUCGGUGGCUGGUCACGUCUGGAGAAGAUCUUGAAGAUUUUUGGAUAGAAGGCCUCUUUUUUGGUACCUCUGUUAAGUCGCAAUCUCUUCGCUGCAGGUGUGCUGUAGUGACUGUGUUGAACAAUCUAUGUAUGACCAUCUAUGUGGACAGCGCAAAUCAGAAGUUGGUGAAAAGUUAGCUAGUUAAUUCAGUCGAAUUUUUGGGACGGUGUUGGUUUUCGCCACGGAACAGCCAAAGGAUUUGAAGUAGGCCGUUCAAGGCGUGUACUAAACCGACAAAAUGCCGUCUCUUACGUUUCCCGAUCUUGAAACGAAGCAAAUUGUUAUGCUGAUGAAAGAGCUGGGGGUAAAUUUGGAGGAAAAGAAUCUCCUCAACCCGACUUCAGAAAUCAUGUGGCCAUUGUACGAAACGGUGGCUCAGAAUCUUCUCGGGAUCUCCAGAGAAGAACUUCAGCAACCCGCCUUCAACGUUCUGUGCAAGCUGGAGUAUUCAGAAUUGCAUGAGGAAUCAGUUUGUUCUAUUGCCUCAUGGCGGAUCAUUAGGCAGCUCAUGUUUGCUGCUGGUGUAACGGAUUUCACCUUCCGUGAUCUCAUCAAACCGGACAGUAGACGCACCAUACGGAAUUUAAGCGGACUCAUAAAUUAUGCGAGAUUCAGGGCUGAACGAGAGGACAAACUUGCUGCCCUUCAGGACGAGAGUUUACUCGACACCAAGCUGCAAUUAGAGGAUGACAUAGAAGAGGUUAAGCGUGAGAUCGCUGCCAUUGAAGCCGAAAGAAAAGGUCAAAUACCACUUGUGCAAGCUCUUGAAGCCGAGACCCAUGAGUUGUGGCAAGACGUGUCAGCUCUCAACAAAAGACAAUCUGUGUUCCAGAGCGAGAUCCGUGCGCUGAAACAAGAGCUCAACAGCAUCAAUGAUGCUAUAUCUGGUCAAAAGUACAUGCUCCAACAAGCGAAACAAGAAGAAACAGAUCUAAGGGGCCAGAUUGUGCAGUCGCCUGAAAAGCUUCAGAGGUCAAUAGAAGAGCAGAAGAUCAUUCUCGAAAAAACUGAAAUAGCUGUGGAGGAAGCUCGCAAAAGUCUCAACCGUUGGGAACAAAAGCUCGAGUCAUUUUCUAAGGCUGAAAAGAAGGUGCUGAAGUACCUAGGCCGACUGGAGGAAGCUCAAAAGUUGCUGACCACGCAGAAGACGGCAACGAAGCAGGUGAAGGGCCUCAAGGCCAAAAUCAAAGCAGAUGAAGAGGAAGAGCGUCACCAAAACACCAAGCUUGCUGAACUCACAUUGAAAGGCGAUCACUGCCAGGAGCUUAUUGACAAUGCCGAGCGCCUCAAUCUUUCGAAGACUGAGGAACAAGAAAGGUCGCUAGAAGAGAUUAAGGAGAGGUACUCACAAUUGAUCAAGCGUCAACAAGAAGCUGAUCUUCCCAGUAAAGAAGCUCAGGUACAAUAUCUGAUCAAUCAGAUCGCGAAAAUUAUAAAUACCAAGGAGGACGUUAUUCGGAGCUUCAGGGAGGAAGUCGCGGGAAUUCAGCAACAGGUCUUGGCAUAUUAUCGUGCCAUACUCUCCUGCACAGGACCACUUCCACAAUUGUCCGGUUAGAAAAGCCUCGAAGUAUUUUGUGGUUCCAAACAAUUUUCCAGCCUCCACUCUGAUUGUCCACUGAGAUCCUCUCAAAAAUUAGAACCAUUUUCUUCAUCCUCAUGGUCUUCCGAAUCAUAUCCAAUAUUACAGGAUGCAUUGUGCGACCCUAUUUGCGUUAAAUAUCAUUCAGAUAUAGUAUGAACUAGUCGAACUUAUAGCUGAUAUGUGUGUUCAUCCACUUGGACAUCCAAGGUCAAUUUGUACAAUAUAUGUAAAGAAUGAGAAGACGUCGGCCUACAGUACCUUGGAACUUCUGUCUGUUGAUGUUGCCUGCCAUUGUCAUUAAUAUCUUCACUCAGUCUGUUCUCGCUGUUCGAAUUGGGCCGAACGUGCAUAAACACUGCUCCUUCCAAAUGAUAUUUUUUGUAUAUAUUUUUAUAUAUCG